UCAGAGGUGGGAGUUUGUGCUGUUGUGACAUCCCAAAUUUACCCGUCGCCAGUUCCAGUUUUCUAAUAGAGAUUUGUGUCAGUUGCAUUUCUCCACCACGUGUGUGACUGUGACCACAAUGCUCAGUUUCGACGGCGGGAUAUAUCAACAAGAGACAAGAGAGCCUUUGUAGCGGGAUGGCAAACCGUGAGCGGAACAAAAAGAUCUUACUGGAACUGGUGAAGCGACCGGACAACAGUGUGUGCGCUGACUGCGGCGCCCCCGAUCCAGACUGGGCAUCCUACAAGCUGGGCUUGUUUGUGUGUCUGAGUUGCUCUGGUGUCCAUCGCAGCUUGUCCAACCGAGUCAAAUCCAUAAAGCUCGACUUUUGGGAAGAUGAGCUGGUGGAGUUCAUGAAAUCCAACGGAAAUGUCAGCGCCCAAGCUCUGUAUGAGAAAGCUGUUCCAGCUUACUACUACCGGCCCCACCUAAAUGACUGCACUUUCUUGACAGAGCAGUGGAUUCGGGCCAAAUAUGAAAGGAUGGAAUUCACAGGAGAAACCAAGUAUCCACCUAUCUCUUAUACAACAGGUUUCUAUGAAGGAAUGUUGUGGAAGAAAGGGAAAGAGAAGGCACAGUUUUUAAAGAGGAAGUUUGUGCUGUCAGAGAGGGAAUUUACCCUGACCUACUACAACAAGGAAAAUGAGUCCAAAGGCCCAAAAGCUGUUAUCCCUAUCAAGGACCUGAACGCCACCUUUCAACCCGAGAAGAUUGGUCAUCCUCACGGGCUGCAGAUCACCUACCAAGACAACGAUCACACCAGGAACCUCUACGUUUAUCAUGACAGUCCUGAGGAAAUAGUCACGUGGUUCAACGCUAUCCGUGCUGCUCGCUACGCAUACCUUAAGACAGCGUAUCCAACUGGAAGUGAUGAAGAACUGGUACCAAAGAUAACAAGAAACUACCUCAAACAGGGAUACAUGGAAAAGACAGGGCCACUGCAAAAGGAGGCAUUCAAAAAGAGGUGGUUUAUUUUGGACUCCCAAAAUAGGAAGUUGCUCUACUUCAAAGGCAAGCUGGAUGCGGAGGAGUUAGGGGUGAUUUUCAUCGGCACGGAGAGCAACGGCUACUCUGUGAAGGAGUGCGUCCCAAAGCACGCUCGGGGAAACAAGUGGAAUUGUGGCAUUGCGGUUGAGACACCUGAGAGACAGUUUGUCUUCAUGUGCGAGCAGGAGAGGGAGCAACGAGAGUGGCUGAACGCUCUCAGACAGGUCCUGUCCAGACCGAUGGCACCGCAGGAUUAUAGCAUUGAAGCCACCAUCAAGUAUAAAAGAUGAACUACAGAGACUUGUGAUGACAGCAGCGUUUGAAAACACAACUAACUGAACUACAGUAGCAGAACAGAUGAACAGUGACCUGAGUCAGCGCCAACUGUUCACCGUGUCACUCCCAGUGCGGACCCUCAUCAUCUGUGUUGUAGGAAAGUAUUUUGAACCAUUGUCCGGUGGAUUAAAGAUUUUAAUCAAUUUAUUUCAGCUGACACUGGAUCUUCAAAACAUUCAGCAUCAAUGUGUAAAAUCAAUUCUUAAAUACCAAAAAAUGCACAUCUGUUACCAGAUCAACACUGUUAUAUUGUGAUAAUAGACAGGUUACCAUCGCCAUCAUCAUCAUGCUGUUAUUAUGAAGUUUCUUAAUUUUUUUUUUAAUAUCUUAAUUUCCCA
Scomber japonicus (chub mackerel) is the source of this 1700-nucleotide messenger RNA. RefSeq names its product ArfGAP with dual PH domains 2 (gene adap2). Gene Ontology annotation, biological process: positive regulation of GTPase activity. The record is from RefSeq and is a predicted model, not a curated record. Gene Ontology annotation, molecular function: GTPase activator activity; phosphatidylinositol bisphosphate binding. Bases 177 to 1316 code for a protein of 379 amino acids. NCBI's taxonomy places the organism in Eukaryota, Metazoa, Chordata, Actinopteri, Scombriformes, Scombridae. Gene Ontology annotation, cellular component: plasma membrane; intracellular membrane-bounded organelle. The transcript has 11 exons.